UAAUAGAUAUAUAAGUAGUGAUCGAUCCAUUAUGCCCAGUAUCCUUCAGUAAUUUGAUUGGAACGUGGACUGACUUCAAUUUUUUGGAAACACGAAAAUAUAUUAGAAUGAAGAGUCUCAUCCUCAUCACUGUGCUGUCAGCUCUUGUAGCCUGUUAUGAAGCUUCUGCAGAGUUGCCCGGGGGCUACAGCGUAGUCUAUGAUGAUACUGUCGACGGGAAUGUAAUGCCCAACACAGAAAUUAAUGCAAGAAACCAAAAUUUUAGAUUGAUAUACGAGGUGGUGGCUGUCGCGUCAGCAGCAAUCGGCAGGGUGAAGAAUUCCUUCGUGACGUACCAAGGCCCAAAUAACGUAAGGGUAGACAGAUUAGUCAUAACUAAUCAUGUCCAACCUGCAUCUGUAUUCCACAGUACAUUAGGCACGAACAACAUGGAAGUAAGAUUUGUAUCAAACGUCAGUCAACCUAUCUCGUCAACUGUUCGCAUGUACCAGCGCAGCGGAGCAGGGAGAGCAUUCGGCGAACCAGCUUUUCACUUAGUCGUUUUAGUUCUAAUGUACUUCGGCUUCAGUCAAUUGGCGUAAUUGUUUUAAAAUAGUAUUGUAUAUACACUGUACUUGUAAGUAACUAAUAAAAGUCAGACUGGGAGAAAAUGCUUGCGGCAUUAAGUCCACCUAUUGUACAUCGAGUGAAUGAAGUAUAAUAAAUAAAUAAUUAAUACCUAC
Spodoptera litura is the source of this 722-nucleotide messenger RNA. RefSeq lists its product as uncharacterized. The record is from RefSeq and is a predicted model, not a curated record. NCBI's taxonomy places the organism in Eukaryota, Metazoa, Arthropoda, Insecta, Lepidoptera, Noctuidae.